AUGAAACUGUUCGUAGCUUUCCUGGCUCUGGCUGUGGCCUCGGCCUCCGCCACCGCCAUCAACAGCGUGGUCCACCCCAAGGACCUGCCCAAGGUGUCCAAGAUCGAGGGUCGCAUUACCAACGGCUACCCGGCUACGGAGGGCAAGGCCCCCUACACCGUUGGCCUGGGCUUCAGCGGCGGCUGGUGGUGCGGUGGCUCCAUCAUUGCCCACGACUGGGUCCUCACCGCCGAGCACUGCAUCGGAAACGCUGACUCUGUGACCGUGUACUUCGGAGCCACCUGGCGCACCAAUGCCCAGUUCACUCACUGGGUUGGAAACGGCAACUUCAUCAAGCACAGCAACGCUGACAUCGCCCUGAUCCGUAUCCCGCACGUGGACUUCUGGCACAUGGUCAACAAGGUGGAGCUGCCCAGCUACAAUGAUCGCUACAACGACUACAACGAAUGGUGGGCCGUGGCCUGCGGCUGGGGAGGCACCUACGACGGCAGCCCCCUGCCCGACUGGCUCCAGUGCGCCGAUGUCCAGAUCAUUCACAACUCCGAGUGCGCCAACUACUACGGCACCGGCAUCGUUGGUGACAACAUCAUCUGCAUCCGCGUUGUUGAUGGCAGGGGAACCUGCGGCGGAGACUCCGGCGGCCCCCUGGUCACCCAUGACGGCGGCAAGCUGGUGGGAGUCACCAACUGGGUGUCUGGCUCCGGCUGCCAGGCCGGUCAUCCCGCUGGCUUCCAGCGCGUGACCUACCACCUGGACUGGAUCCGCGACCACACCGGAGUUGCUUAUUAAUAAAUAUGGAACAUUGAUUGAAUAAAUUAUA
Messenger RNA from Drosophila serrata, 820 nucleotides. Its product is annotated as serine protease 1 pseudogene. Lineage: Eukaryota; Metazoa; Arthropoda; Insecta; Diptera; Drosophilidae. The record is from RefSeq and is a predicted model, not a curated record.